AUGGUGUUCAAAUCUAUUAGAAAGACAAUGCAGUGAUCAAAAAUUCUGUAGUUGGAACAAAAAAAUGACUACCGAAAAUUGGCUGCCACCUUCACUCGAAUGUACGGAAGAAUUGGCUGCUAGAAACUGGCGAAUUUUGAUACUGGUACCAUACAGAUCUAUCCUCAUAUAGGUUUUUUCACUGUUUUUGGUGGAUCACAGUAAAACUACAGGAACUAUUGUCAUAUAUCCAUGUCCCUGCCACAUACAUAUGCAGUCAGGCUCUUUGCGCAGACGUUUCUUUGUGUGUAAGUUCACAGACAUUCGCUAUUUAGUUAUUUAGUUUGAUCUCAUUGCCUUGAAAAUGUUCUAUGUUUGUCAUUGUCAGCAUGACAACUUGCUUGUGAUGAACAUGCAAUUUGGGUUUACCUCUUGUUAACCUUCGAUACCUUUGAAUGUCGACAGUUUGUGUUGAAUUCAUUGGAGUGUUUUUGAAAAGUAGGAGAAAACCUCCCGAAUUCAAGUGUCUGUGAGACAGCGAGUGUCAGCUACGUCAAAAAUAGGCUUGCGUGGUGUAUAAUUUCCCUUAGCUCUGCACAUGGUCAGUUGAUCAGUCUGCUUGCUUAGUUCGUAUGGCAUUGAGACCUAACCGCCAAAAACCAUUAAAAGAACUAUAAACAUGACUGAUGUCUAUUAAAUGUGGAUAUGUUCAUCAAUUUUCAACUUUUUCCUGACAGGUAUAGAAUUUAGGCCAAGGACAGACCCUGUUCAAGAAGUGAUGGAAUUCAUAGCUGCAUAUGAAGAGAAGUAUUCUCAGCAGCAUCCUGUGUUCUAUCAAGGAACCUUCUCUCAAGUAUUGAAUGAUGCCAAGAGAGAACUCAGAUUUCUGUUGGUGUACCUGCACAGCCCAAGUGCCCCUGACACAGACGCUUUUUGCAGAGAUACAUUGUCUAAUCCUGAUAUCAUUAGAUAUGUUAACCAACAUUUUCUAUUUUGGGGAAGCUCUAUUAAUUCAGAUGAGGGGAAGAGGACAAUAAAUGCUGUUAAAGCUAGUCACUAUCCUUUCCUGGCUGUACUGGUUUUGAAGGAGAAUAGGAUGACUAUUGUUGCUCGCAUGGAGGGCUACGCAGACCCAGGUCUUUUAGCUCAACGAUUGCGUUCGGUGGUGGGCGAGUACGAAAUCAACCUAGUGUCAGCGCGAGCGGACCGUUUUGAAGCAAGCGUGAAUAGGUCGCUGCGUAGCCAGCAAGAUGAGGCGUUCAUGGAAAGUCUGCGGGCAGAUCAGGAGAAGGAACGUCGUAGAGAGGAGCAACGUAGGCAACAGGAGGAGGAGCAACGCAGGCUUGAGGAGGAACGACGAGCCGAAGAGGUACGACGAGAAAGCAUAGCCCAGGAGAAAGUGAAUUCAGUAUAUAAAGUUCCUGAAGAACCCUCAGCCUCCCAUCCAGAUGCUGUACAUGUUGUUUUUAAACUACCUUGUGGUACAAGAUUAGAACGAAGGUUCUUGAAAUCACAUUCCUUGGAGGCUGUCUUCUACUUCGUGUUCUGCCAUCCAAAUGCCCCUGAUUCCUUCGAAAUAAUGACGAACUUCCCCAGACGGGUGCUUAACUGUCGCCCUGACACAGCUAAAGUUAUCACACUGGAACAAGCAGGGUUGAAAAAUAAAGAGGUGCUUUUCGUGAACGAUUUGGAUGCAUAGGAAGCGGCAUUUUGGAAGAAACAAUGUUAUCUCUUAAUGAAUAUCUUGUAAUUGGUUGUUCGAUGGAAUAUACAUACUGUUACGAAAUUCAUUUCAUCCUUGUUCCUAAAGACUGUUCUACAAUAUGCAAUUGCUUGGAUACGAUUUGGUUGGCUCAUGUUUACAAUUCUGAUGGUACUAGGAAACCUUUUUGAAGAAUUGUAUUUUUUAUAAUAAAGAUUUGUUUUUUGAGAGAUUUGGAAUGUGUGUAAUAUACAGGACGUUUCAGAAAAUGUGACAAUAUUUCUAGGGUAGAAAGUACUCCCAAAAAUAACAAAAAGUCCCUACAAACAUAGGUCCCAUUACCAAGGUCCAUAGGAUGUUCUAAAUUUCUACGCCACUAAUAAGACUGAAAGGACACAACAUGGAUAUUAUUCAUAUUUAUGGUGAGCUAGGAUUAUUCUUAUACACUGGAUACAAGAUGUAAUGUCUUCACUAACUUCAGCGGGCUUCCAAAAAAAACGCGUUCUAGCUUUUUAUAUCGAUUUAACGUCAAAUAUUCAAACCAAUUUUUCCUGACAAAAAUUUAUCAGUAGAGGAGAUUCCUGUAAAAUCAAGUACCUUCUUCAAGAAAAUGCAAUAGAUGUUCCAAAAAAGAUUGUUGCGUAGAAAAUAAUUUUCAUUUUCUUCUGUAGUAGUCAAAAUAUCCCAAUUUCUACGCCAUUGGUAUCGUCUCAGCACGAAAAUUAUUCUAUUGGCCAGUAUUACUUGCACAAAAUUUUAAGGAAAUAUUUCAAUAAACUCAGAAGAUAUAUAUUUUUUAGAUUUCAAAUUUAUAAUUUCAACACCUAGGUAAAGUGGCGUUUUGGACUAAUGCUUAUAUGAACAUUCCAUAUAAUUUUUUUAUAUACUUUAUGGCCUAGAAAUAUUGGCACGUUUUUCUGAAACACCCUGUAAACGAAGUUCUACAACUCGCAAAAAAGUUGGACCAAACCGCAGUCGAGAAAUUGUGUAGUUUAGAACAAUCUCAAACUGCCUCUUCACAUUUUUUUUCUGCUUCCAAGAGCUGGGUAUAAAUCUUUGACGAAAACUAAAGUGUAAUUAUUGAAUAGUGUUUGUGAUGUAACAGUUCUGAUAGUGAAAUACUCAAUCUUUAUUAAUUGGUAGAUGUUAACUGUAAAUUAAUGAAAUUUAUCUAUAUGAUAGUUAUCCUGACUAAAACUUCAAAUUUCCUUGGAAAGUGGUUUUUCGAGUAUCCCUAUACUAUGUAGACCUGGUUGUUCCCAGCUCUUAGUAGCAAAUAAUUGGUACCUUAGGGUACUAUAUUUUUGAGCAUUUUCCUCGUCAUGGAAGGCUUCGGCGUUAAUUUACUAUUUACAGAGUUAGGGGAAAUAUGUUGUAGAAUGGUUUUAUUAUUUUUUUAUGUUAUAAAAUUCUAUAGUGAUGGCGGAACGAGAUGCAGCGUGCAAUAUUUUAAUUUUGGCAAUAAAUGUUGAGGCAGUGAAAAAGUAUAAAGCAACUUAAGGUACAGCUUUAUAAAAUUCUGUAAUUACAAAAUAUUCAAUCAUUGAUUAUCAACAUAUUCUACCUGAAGAUAGCCAACCAUACACUGUAUUCCAGCAUAGACAAAGGGAUCUGAAAGAUACUAGCGUCAUCUAUGAGACAGUAGCAGAACACAAAAAAUAAAUUUAAGAAUCCACUUAAUUGGGUAUCUUCAGGAAUUGAUUAACAUAUCCCACCUGCAAAUACCCAAUUAAAAUAGGCAUUAGGAAUGGCUUAACAAAGGUUUGAAGAUCCUAGCGCUAUCUAUGAGAUUUUUAAAAUCAUUUUUGUUUUCUGUUUCUCAUGGAUGGCGCGUUCAGUAUAUGGUUGGCUGUCAAAAGGUAGAAUAAGUUAAUCACUGAUUUAACUCAUUGCGGGUUGUGGCAGAAAUGGUGUCAGGAGAGUCAAAAAAUAUUUUUUUUGUCAUCUUUGAAGUCCUCUAUCAGAAAAAAAGGGUUCACAUUUUUGUCUUUGUAUAUUGCAAGUUGUACUGCCCAAGAAGAUAUAGUAAUUUAAAAUAGAUUAUUAAUUUACAGAAGGUAAUUUAAGAUAUUAAAUAAAAAACGUACAUGGUCUGACCAUAAAAAAUUGCACAUGGUGCAUAUUUUUCUUCAUGAUUAUUGAUGUGUCAUCAGUGUAUCAGUGUAGUACACAAGUGUUGAUAGAAUCAGUUUAUACAAGAUUCCGGAUACAUCAAAAAUGAUAUAACAAAAGAUAUAACUAGUUUCCAGUCACUAUAAACCAAUUAGCAUUUAACAGAAAAAUACAUGAAAUGUGAUUAAGUAGUAGUUUUAGUCAGUAAUCAAGCAUUUACAUUAUAACAAUGUGAUUUUUGUAAGUAAACCUAUAUUUUUUAGGAAUACGAGGUUUAUAUGUAUUUUGAAUAAACACUUCUUUUUGUUUCCAUAUGUAAAUAUGUAAAAAAUACAUAAUUUUGUUGUUAGUCGUCGCAUUUUACUUUUUUGAUCCCAC
Messenger RNA from Acanthoscelides obtectus, 4171 nucleotides. NCBI's taxonomy places the organism in Eukaryota, Metazoa, Arthropoda, Insecta, Coleoptera, Chrysomelidae. The record is from the annotation of a GenBank genome assembly.